CACAGGGGUUUUGCAGUGUAACUCUCGGCCAGGGCUCUGGUUUUUCAUGACAAUAAUUAUGUUGGUACAAGCUCUAGUGUAGACACAGCUAUACCAGUAUAAUGGUGCCUUAUACCGAUACAGGUUAUUCCCCUUCAUAUUUGUGACUUGGGGCACAUCUUCACUGGCAACGUUAAAGCGCUGCUGUGUAGUUGCGGCACCAGCACUGGAAGAGAGCUCUCUCAGUGCUCUAAAAAAACCCACCUACACGAGGGGCGGGGCUCCCAGUGCUGGUGCACCGUCUACACUGGCACGCUACAGCGCUGAAACCUGCAGCGCUCGGCAGGAGUGUGUUUUCACACUCCUGAGCAAGAAAGUUUCAGCGCUGUAAAGUGCCAGUGUAGACGAGCCCUAUGCUAUACCACUAAGCAAGUUUGUACUGAUAUAAUUAUGUCCACAGGGAGGAGGAUUGUACUACUUCAGCUAUGCUGGCUUUGUUAAAGCAGUACCACUUUUCUAUGUAGCAAGGCCUGAGUCAAAUUUGAAACAAAACGUAUAUGUGUAGGUGGGUGGGAAAUAAAAUCACACUUUUUAGAGAAGGCUGUGGGGAAGAGUCCUUGUGGGGUUCGAUGUUUGUGUCUCAAUGACUCCCAGUCAAGUGUGGCCUUUUGGACUUGUAACGUGAAUGUUGGGGUGGAUGUUUCCUAUGUGCCAGUGCCACAAACUCAUCCAGGACUGAGUCAAAUCAGAUUGCAGGUUAUGGAGAUUAAAUUGUGCCUUCACGGACAUUAGUCUAGUAUCAUUGCCUUGAGUUGUCUUCCAUGGUUUUACAUGCCCUGAGGACAGAAAUUGAGCAAGCAAUGGGAAUGUGGUUAACAAUUUGUUGAUGCAGGGGCUCCCAGGAUAGGAUCUCAUUUCCUCUCCCAGAGCUGUGCAUAGCUAACUGAAGUAAACAGUAAUAAAAAUGUGUUUUUGAUAGAAAACUAAGCAUGACUGAAUAUACACAGAUCUGUAGGGUAAGAAAAUGACAUUUUGUUAUCGUUUAGAGAAGAAUCACACUUCACAUUGUGUCAUUUUCUAUUUGGCUAUGAAUAUUUUAUCACACCUUUCUAGUUUGCAGAUAUAUAUGACAUGAUACAAUGGUGCUCAGAAAUCAUGGUGAUUAAACUGUAAAAAACCUAGAUAGGUACAGUGGAAACCCAGCAACACAACAGAUGCACAUGCUGAGAACACUCCCCAUGAAUACGUUGGGGAUGACAUGUUGAAGGACAGCGCAGCUGUCCAAAAAGCAUGGUCGUUAGCAUUGUAUGGCAUGCAAGGUUUUAUUGUAUCUGUUAAAUGAAAUUGAAAUAGUUGAGUUUUCAUUACAGAAAGUGUCAGGUUGUUGUUACCUACCUUCCUGUCUAGUCCCAGAUCUGAAAGUACAUUGCACACCUUUAAAAGGCUUAAAUAGCCUUUGGGAUGCUGUUGAAUCAGAGCAGAAAGAGAGUGGCAGCAUCUUGCUCUAAGCCAGGAAUUUAUAAGUAGAGAAUACAACUGAGGCAUUUUUGUUAUGGUUCAGCUCUGAGGUGACUAACUUUGUCUUUCUACUUCCACCCUGAUUUGUUCUCUCUUCUUUUUCCUGCACGUCUUUUUGCCAUUUAGCUAGUUCUGUAUUUGCGCUAUGGACUGCAAAGGGAAAUGUACCCAAGCAAUUUGUAAGUUUCACUUUGCAGCCUAUGAUGCACAUAGAGAGUAGUGUUUCCCAAAUGGUGGGUCCCAACGAAGUUCUAAAUGGGUUGUGAACCUGGUGCAAAGGAGAGACUCAGAGGCAGAGGGUUGGAAAGUGAGCCUACCCUGCACUCACCCCAAAACUGUCCCCCAUGGGUGGGCCCAGUUCCUUGCUCCAGGGGUUGUGAUGUGAUGUUUGGGGUUGCAUUGCUACUCAGGGGUGGUUUGGCCAAACCUUAGUGGCACUGCAAUCCCAUGCACCAGAUCACAACACCCAGAAUGGGUAACUGAGCCAAGUCCAUGGGACAGGAGCAGCCACCGGUAUGUGAGUGCAAGGUGGGCUUUCUCUCCAACCUCCUUCCCCCAGGCCUCCCCUCCACACUAGGCUAAGAUUCGGGUUGUGGGCCAAGGCAGAGAGUGCUGUUGUGGGUGGUUGGUGCCCCCCAGCAGGGUGAGGAGGCCUCCCAUUUUGCCUCUUCUCCUCCCAAAUAUGACCCUUGAGUCCGUUGCAAAAAAAGACCAAAUGCAGUUAGUGAGUAACCUGAGUAAAAAGUUGGGGAACCACUGACACGGAGCAUGAAAGAAUAGAUAUUGGAGAACACAGCUCAUGUCUGAGGACCCAGAUCAAGGAGCUGUUCCUUCUGCUUUAGUGGAAGGAAGUGAUCCCUUGAUAUUUGCUCUUAGACCUAUGGGAGAGCUCCCCAGUAGCAGUGGGGCAGUGUACAGAAGAGAAAAUCCACCUAGGACAACAGAUAGCAGUGGAUUCUUAAUAGCAAGCAUUAUGAUCGGCCAGUUUCUCCAUAGCAAGCACUAUGCUCAGCCACCUCCUUAAGAUUCAGAAAGCAAAAUGCUUUCAUUUGUUCUCUAUAAUCUUUAUAGCCCAGGACUGAUUGGAUACAUAUACACAGAAGUACUUUCUUCCAAUGUGGGCUUUAUAGUCUUCUGCUCCUAGUCCAAGCUAGGUGUGGCAGGGAGGAAACCUGCCUUCAAGUCAGGGAUCAAGUUGCAAGAGCAAUAUACAACAUUACUAACUGUUUAAUGUGCACACUUCCAUGGCCCAAUCAGUGUUACUCUGACAGCUCAUCAAUGGACUCAGAAGAUAAAGACAGAGAGGAAGAGAGUCUGCAGACAGCUUUCAAAAAGCUAAGAGUAGAUGCAGGAGGAUCUACCGCAUCUCUAUCUGUGGAUGAGGGAACAAGUCUGAGAGCACCAAUAAGAACAGCUAUGGAUGGAACCAAACCUCAACCUGUCUGUGCCAAAGAGACUUGGCAUGGGUGUGUGAGGAAGCCCUCCAGGGGGUCAUCAAGAACCCAGCGUCGCAGGCGUUCCAAGUCUCCUGUCCUGCAUCCUCCCAAGUUUACCUACUGCAGUAUGAAAGCAUCUUCUGCCCGCAGCCAACUGAAACACAAAAGUCAGCCAGACACUUCAAAGAGUAAUAUCAGCUCAGACAUUUGUGUUGCAGAAGAACCGUGUACAGGGGACAAGUAUGAGUCCUGCUUUGAUGCCAGUGAUUGCAGAAGAGCCAGAAAUGAACCUUUGGGAGUUUCCACAACUGAACUGCCUUUGGAGAAUUCAAGAGAGAAUUCUGCUGCUGUUUCUUCGUCCUUUGAAACCAGUCUGGAUUCUAGCCAGCCUUCAGAUUUCCAGUCAUUAUCUGUGCUCAGUAAUAGCAAGCAGUGUCCUUGCGAGGACAAGGAAUGCCAGUGCAGACAGUGGCAAGACAUGGAAGUGUACUCUUUUUCUGGCUUACGGAGUGUCCUGUCGGAAUGUGAAAAGGCAGUGCUAGAAGUCCAUUCCCAGUCUCUGCAGAACAAAUCGCCCUCUGGUGUGGCUUCGUCAGGUUCUCCCCGAUCUUGUUCUGAGCAAGCUCGAGCCUUCGUGGACGAUGUGACAAUUGAAGAUCUUUCAGGAUACAUGGAAUAUUACUUAUAUAUUCCCAAGAAAAUGUCCCACAUGGCAGAAAUGAUGUACACUUGACUACAAGGAAUCCAUGGAGAAUCAGGAGCUGGAAAUUCAGUAGUAAUGAGUGGAUGAAGUGCUCCCUCAGACCCAGGGAUGGGAAUUUGGCCAUUCUCAUUGCUGUGUAUUUGAUCAAAUGUUUCUUUGCACCAUACAGUGUAGUUUUUUAAUAAAGUGAAAAACAGACAACAGCCUCUGAGCUUAGUGUUUCAAAAGAAUGCAUUAAACUCUGCAAAGCUCAAAGAAUUCGUUGUAGAUCAAAUAAACUUCCUCUGUUCUUUG
Molecule: messenger RNA, 3930 nt
Organism: Gopherus evgoodei (Goodes thornscrub tortoise)
Lineage: Eukaryota; Metazoa; Chordata; Testudines; Testudinidae
Product: oxidative stress-responsive serine-rich protein 1-like
Exons: 4
Coding region: 2728-3666 (312 amino acids)
Biological process (GO): cellular response to hydrogen peroxide
Source: RefSeq, a predicted model, not a curated record